AUGACGGUGAAAAGGGGCCAAAGCUACCUCGGCAAUCAUCAUGUGGCAGUCAAAGGUGCCCCUGCCGUGACUCUCUGUCGGUCGCUCAACGUGCUUCCGGAUCUUGGCGACGACAGGCGGCCCGAAGGUGAGGUUUGGGACGAAGUGGCCGUCCCUGGCGGCGGCGAGGAAGCUGUGGACGAGCCGAAGUCGAUCGACCUUGAACCCGUCGAGGUACACAAUGUCGAGGCGAAUCCGGACAAAAGACCGCGUACACUCAAACACCUCCUGAGAGCAAACCAUGUCAACCACUCCAUCAUCUAUCACAAUCUGCAGUUCGACAACCAUAUGCCCCAUAUCCUCUGCUCGGCCUACCAUCUUGGCGCCGAGUCCCACCAGCUAUAUCACAUCUACGAUGAGGAGGCUAAGGAGCUUGAGCCAUGGAAGGAAUCACCAUCAGAGGUCGCUCAAGACGACUGGCGGGAAUUUCUCGGUGACAAGAGGUACCAGCGGGCCUAUGUAGAUUUCUUCGAGGAUGCAUUGGCCAUGAAGUAUGCGUACAACUGGAAGAGAGUGAUCGAAGAAUACCUGCUCAAGGGAGAAGAGCCGCUUGUCAACGGUCUCAUUGGUGGCCUCGGCCACCCCCUGAUCCACUUAGGCUAUGCCUACGAAUUUGACAGCCGCGAGGUAGCUAUAGAAGCCCUCGCUCUCGCGGCAACACAGUACAACUUCCUCCACCAAUACAUCGACGACCCCUCCUAUACCCGCAAACCCUCCUUUUCCUCCACCUCACCGCUAGAGCUCAUCAACAAGCUCGCCUCGGACGACCGCUUCGAUGGCCUCUUCAAGGAGCCCGGGUUCGCCAAUAUCGAGCCUCUCUUCCAGAAACACGAGUCCCUUAUACUCGAGUACUGGAACGCUUGGGACUUGCAGUCGUCCGAUGACCCCGUCAGGCUGUUCAGGGAAUCCCAAGAGGCCGCUGUGGCACUGCUCGUGGCCACCGUCCGUCCAGGGACGCAUGCCUACAACUUUUUCAUCGUGCAUGUCUUGACGACUAGCCACGCUGUGAGGAUCCUGCUGCCUCUCUUGCCCGCCAAGUUCCAUGUCAGUCUGGUCAGACAGUGGUGGCUGCUCGCCCUGGCGGUGUACAUCGCCGAGCUGAGACCCAAGACCGAUCCGGAUUAUGUGCCGGCGGAUUUGAAGGGGAAAGGGUGGAAGCAUGUUGAGUAUCAGGCGCUGAAUUCAGAAUGGGCGACAGAUGCGCACUAUGUCAAGGCCAUUCGGGCGAUGAAGGAGGCGGCGAGGACUUGGGGGGAUGUUCAUGACAGGUAUUUAGCGGCUGCGGUCAGGUUCGUGGAUGACUUUGAGGGCUGGGUGUUCUGA
Molecule: messenger RNA, 1362 nt
Organism: Chaetomium strumarium
Lineage: Eukaryota; Fungi; Ascomycota; Sordariomycetes; Sordariales; Chaetomiaceae
Exons: 4
Coding region: 1-1362 (453 amino acids)
Molecular function (GO): oxidoreductase activity
Source: RefSeq, a predicted model, not a curated record